GUUUCCCCCUUCGCCGCGGAAGCAACACCGAGGCUUCGUUAACAAAGUGGGGAUUGUAAAGCAAUUUCUUUUUGCUCAGCGAAAGUCUAAUAUCGCAUAUAUCCCAGACUAAACGCAACUUCAGUUCUUCACGAGCCAUAACCUCACGGAGACUCUCUAUCUUGCCGCCGGGGCUUAGUUCUUACCAAAAUCGCAACAAUGGAGUAUGUCAACCCGGAAGGACUUCGCUUAGAUGGUCGCCGCUUCAAUGAAAUGAGGCAGAUCCGAGCUGAAAUCCGUGUAAUCUCUAAGGCUGAUGGUUCUGCUGUUUUUGAGAUGGGUAAUACAAAAGUUAUUGCUGCAGUUUAUGGUCCGAGGGAGAUUCAAAAUAAGAGCCAACAAAUCGCUGAUCAUGCCUUGGUGCGGUGUGAGUAUAGCAUGGCUCAUUUCAGUACUGGAGACCGUAGAAGACAGAAGGGCGACAGACGUUCAACGGAGCUAUCACUUGUUAUCCGUCAGACAAUGGAAACCUGCAUCUUGACACACUUAAUGCCCCGUUCUCAGAUUGACAUUUUUGUUCAGGUUCUACAGGCCGAUGGGGGUACGAGAUCUGCAUGUAUCAAUGCCGCAACUCUAGCUCUUGCAGAUGCCGGGAUUCCUAUGCGUGAUAUUGUGGCCUCCUGUUGUGCAGGAUACUUGAAUAGCACUCCCCUUCUAGAUUUGAACUAUGUUGAAGACAGUGCCGGUGGCCCUGAUGUAUCUGUUGGUCUUCUACCCAACUUAGACAAAGUGACACUCCUUCAGAUGGAUGCCAAGUUGCCGAUGGACACAUUUGAAACAGUGUUCGCUCUAGCGAUUGAGGGCUGCAAGGCCAUUGCAGAAAGAAUCCGUGAGGUGCUUAAGGACAACACCAAGCAGCUGGAGUAUCGUCGGGGAACAUGAUAAACUCGAGCAAAGGGUGUAAAAUUUGAAAUUAACGAAACUUUUCGGCAUCAUACUGAGUUGAAACUCGAGUAGGAGAAUUCCCUGUCAUCCAAAUUUUGAGCAUCCAACCAAAACCAGCAUGGGAACAGAGGGUUUGAAAUUCUCAAGACGUGACUUUGUGGAGUUCCAUUUCAGUUUCAA
Molecule: messenger RNA, 1104 nt
Organism: Tarenaya hassleriana
Lineage: Eukaryota; Viridiplantae; Streptophyta; Magnoliopsida; Brassicales; Cleomaceae
Product: exosome complex component RRP41 homolog
Exons: 13
Coding region: 199-921 (240 amino acids)
Biological process (GO): U4 snRNA 3'-end processing; nuclear mRNA surveillance; poly(A)-dependent snoRNA 3'-end processing
Cellular component (GO): nuclear exosome (RNase complex); cytoplasmic exosome (RNase complex); nucleolus
Source: RefSeq, a predicted model, not a curated record